AUGUCACCCACCACGCCCAACCCCCCCUGCACGAUGCUCCGCGUCAGCGGCACCAAGAUCGUCAACGAGAAUGGCGAAGAAGUCAUCCUCAAAGGCGCUGCAACAGGCGGCAUGCACAACAUGGAGAACUUCAUCACAGGCUACACCGGCCACGAGCACGAGCACCGCGAAGCCCUGACAGAGGUCCUCGGCAAGGAGAAGGCCGACUUCUUCUUCUCCCGUCUCCUCCACUACUACUUCACAGAGGCAGAUGCCGCCCUCUUCGCAUCAUUAGGCCUCAACUGCCUGCGCGUGCCCUUUAACUACCGUCAUUUCAUGGACGACGACAACCCGAGCGUGAUCAAGAAGUCCGGCUUCGAGCUGCUCGACCGGGUCGUCAACUUCUGCGCCAAGUACAACAUCUACGUCAUCCUCGACCUCCACGCCGUACCAGGCGGCCAGAACCAGGACUGGCACAGCGAUUCCGGCAUCUCAAGGGCGCUGUUCUGGGAGUUCAAGGACUUCCAAGACCGCGCCAUCCAGCUCUGGGAGGCCCUCGCCACCCAUUACAAGGGCAACAAGGUGAUCGCGGGCUACAACCCCCUCAACGAGCCCGCAGACCCCAAGCACACCCGCCUCAUCGCGUGGUACGAGCGCGCCGAGAAGGCCAUCCGUGCCAUCGACCCCGACCACAUUCUCUUCCUGGACGGCAACACCUACGCCAUGGACUUCUCCGCCUUCAACCCCGAGAAGACGCUUCCCAACAGCGUCUACAGCUGCCACGACUACAGCCUCUACGGCUUCCCCCUCCCCGAGCAGUACGACGGCACCGACGCCCAGAAGCAGAAGCUCCGCGCCAGUCUCAAGCGCAAGGUCGAGUUCAUGCAGAAGGCCGGCGUGCCCAUCUGGAACGGCGAGUGGGGCCCCGUCUACCAGGACCCCGCGACGGAUGCCAACGCCGCCGCGACGAACGAGAAGCGCUUCGCGCUGCUCAAGGGGCAGCUUGAGAUCUACCGCGAGUUCGGCGGCAUCUCGUGGAGCAUCUGGCUGUACAAGGACAUCGGCUACCAGGGCAUGGUCUACGUCGACCCGGAGAGCCCCUACAUGCGCCUCAUCCGGCCCUUCGUCGAGAAGAAGCAGCGCCUCGGCCUCGACUUCUGGGGCUGCGCCGACAAGAGCGGCAUCGACGACGAGGUGUACGGGCCUUUCAUCGCGAAGCUGAAGUCGACGCUGCCGGAGCACCUGCACAAGAAGAAGUACCCAAAGACGUGGACGUUUGACCGCCAGGUCGAGCGCGUGGUGAGGGAGUGCCUGAUGAGCGAGUACCACGGCUGGGAGUUUGCGGAGUUGUUUAAGGGGAAGACGGAGGCGGAGUUGGAGGAGCUCGCGGCGAGCUUUGCGUUGGAGAACUGUGUGAAGCGCGACCGGUUGAAUGAGAUUCUGACGGCGGACGCUGAGAGGGGGAAUUGA
Messenger RNA from Colletotrichum chrysophilum, 1449 nucleotides. RefSeq lists its product as uncharacterized. Lineage: Eukaryota; Fungi; Ascomycota; Sordariomycetes; Glomerellales; Glomerellaceae. The coding region runs from base 1 to 1449 and encodes 482 amino acids. Gene Ontology annotation, cellular component: cell surface; extracellular region. Gene Ontology annotation, biological process: glucan catabolic process. The transcript has a single exon. Gene Ontology annotation, molecular function: beta-glucosidase activity. The record is from RefSeq and is a predicted model, not a curated record.